AUGGCGACGCGCAAGAAAAGUGGCGCCGGAACGAGAACUAGUAAGAGGAAAACCAAGAAGACAUCCCCACCCCCUCCCAGCCCUCUGAAGAAUUCUCCAACCACAGCGCCAAUUCUAACAAUCUCCGACCUCCCAAACGAACUACUGCUGAAAAUAUUCGCGUUCAAUAUCGAGCAAGAUCCCAACAAUCCUCAUGAACCAAGUCGUACCGCGCGAUACACUUCGCAGGUCUGCCACAGAUGGCGAAGCGUUUCCAUUAACUGUCCCGAGCUAUGGGCAGCUUCCGUCGACUUUGGAGACCCGGUGCUGUGGAUUGACGAGGUCAUAAAACGUGCAGUACCGUCCAAAAUAACCAUGAUAAUUCCCUCCGUUACCGAGAGUAUUAUGAAGAACGGGGUGCCAGAAGCCGCCCAUCCUCGACUUCGCCUCGGAGACCUCCUUAUGCGUUGGGACUGCACCAUUCAACUCGAAACCCUUCUCUUCCAAUGCAUCCACCAUCUAUCCCGCUGUCGAGAGGUCGCCCUCAAAGUUCCUGGGGGGGCAUGGUCAAGGCUUAAUUCGUUCAUGCAGGAUUUAUCGAACGUAGAAUCUUUGACCCUCGUUAGGGUCGGGGCCGAACCCCCACGUUUGCCUGAAGAGCUGCUCUUCCACGCGCCAAUCGUCAUCAGCGACGACCCGCCCCCCUGGAAGCUCCGCGCACUCGAUCUACGUGGGUGUGGGACGCGAUUCCGUUCUCCAGCAUUCUACCAGCUGGAAGAACUUACGGUCAACGACGUGCCAACUGACGUUGCUGUUGAUCCCGACACAUGGCUCGACGUUCUGGGAAAGAUGAAGUCGCUCAGAAGACUCGAGCUGGCGAGUGCCACUCUAACACGCGCGUACUACCUCGACAGCGAGAACGAGGAGCUCCGACACAGAGGUCCCCCGAUUAAUCUCCCUCACCUCGAGUGGCUCAAGCUCGAGGCCCCGCUUCAUCAUAUCAACCAUUUACUCAGCUCCAUUGUAGUCCCAGCUGAAUGUGAAGUCAAUCUGGCAGGUUGUGGAUUUUCCUCUCUCAGCCCGACUUUCCACUCCCUUCUAACCUGGGUCGAUUCACGCAAAAUCGGAAAUAAACUUCAAGUUGCCGUUACCUCCGACUCUUUCAUCGUUCGGUCCAGUGGCUCAGAGGCCCCACCCUUCGAACUGUCUUUGCGCUGGAACGUGCCGUUGAUGUUCGCUGCCCACGACCGCCCGAUCGACCCACAGGACAUAUUCGGCGCGGUAACGGCUGCCUUAGCGAAGUCCUGUGGGACCGUGACAAAUUUGGACCUCACCUUCAGCGUUCCUAUCGACGGCGCGAAGCAGGGAGCGAUUCUCAGCAAAUUUCUCAGACCGUUCAGUAAUUUACAAAGACUCGGCGGUGUUUCCUCGAGCACAUUUACGUUCCUCCUGCCCUUUUUCCUGCCAUCGCUCCAGCUAGAGAAACCCAAGGAUGACGACACCUAUAUGUCGGAUUUUCUUCCGGCCCUCGAGUCGAUCUGGUUCGUGGGGAUCGACUUUAGAGACCCCGCCGGCCAAGGUCGAAGCAAGUACUGGGCCUUACUGUCCUUCAUCCACUACCGCUCCCGAAAGCCUGUCGCCUCAAGUGACAACGUAGAGAAGGAGUCUCCCAGACCAUCUCCUAUUUUUGAAGUGCGGCUGAGGAACUGCUUUGGGAUGGGGGAGAAGCAAAUGGAAAGUCUAGAAAACUUGGGCGUCCAAGUCCUGCCGAGGCGUUUUGGUCGGAAUUAG
Molecule: messenger RNA, 1770 nt
Organism: Cyclocybe aegerita
Lineage: Eukaryota; Fungi; Basidiomycota; Agaricomycetes; Agaricales; Hemipholiotaceae
Source: the annotation of a GenBank genome assembly